This is a messenger RNA of Cajanus cajan (pigeon pea), 1732 nucleotides long. RefSeq lists its product as uncharacterized. Lineage: Eukaryota; Viridiplantae; Streptophyta; Magnoliopsida; Fabales; Fabaceae. The record is from RefSeq and is a predicted model, not a curated record.
CUGAGAUAUGUUUAGAAGGGUCUAAUAGAGUGCCACGUGGGGAAUCAGAUAAGUUUGGCACAUGCAUUCAGCAACUUCAAGACUUCGAGUUUGUAAAUGUUGGUUCAAAACAAACAGCUUUGCUACCUCCAAGAGAAUCAAUUCAGGAUAAUAAUGAUAAUAAAAGGUUUGGUCAGAAAGCAAUAGUAGCAACAAUUGGUAUUGCAGUUGCAGAUAGGAUCGCCCAGCAGUGUAAGGAAAUUGAGCUUUCAACAAGGACAAUACCAAAUCUCACUCAUUUCAGGUAUGGUGAAUUAGAAACAAUUUGGUUUGGAGCUGAAGCUAUUAUAUGAGUUUCUUUGUUACUCUAAUGAGGUGAAACUUUCCCUCCUUAGCUACCUUUUUGACAUUUUGGCAACCAUUUACAAUUUGAGCAUAAAGGAAAAGGCUAAAAGUUUGCAAACUUUUUCUCAAAAGGUUCCUUUUGCAUCCCAGCCUACAAAAUACCUUAGUGAAAAUUCUUAUGACUUUCCAUGUCACAAUUUGUAGUUUAAGACAGAAAAAGAAGUACAGAUUGAACAAAACUUUAGGUAUUUGCCUGCAGUUUUUCCCAUAGAUCUAAGUAUCUUCUUUCAUCAGUUCUUGCAUAAUUUUUUUGGCCUUGAAGUAGUAAAUAUAUUCUGAAUUUCUGAGUGAAUGAUCAUGGAGAAAGUAUAUAAGCAGCAAAUCUUUUCCAAGUUGUCUUCCAAUUUAGGUACUUCUCCACCUAUCAUAUUGGUUCUUGUUAUGUUCUCAUUUUAUUUUUUCUUUUCAAUUUCUAAAUCGUCCUUCCCCUUCCUUCUUACAAUACCUAUUGCUCUUCUAUCUACCUUAUUUCUUGUCACACUGACAAAGAAAAAAGGGUCUCAAAAUGAAAAUCUAGUCCAAGAUGAGCUGCAGAAAGAGCAGCUACACCCUUCACUAGAUGUUACUCAUGCUGAUGAGGUUAACCAACAAAGUGAAACUGCUGAGAAUCAUGAGCAACAAGCUGAAGCACAUUUAGACUAUUCAUUUCCAACAGAUAGCGAAAGCAGCAAUUUCUCAAUUAUGGAUAGAACUUUUGAACUCAAUGCUGAUCAAGAGCAUAGACUACAUGAUGAUUUGCAGUCAGAUUAUUCACUUCCAUCAGACAGUGAAAGCAGUGAUGGCUCAAUAAUGGGGGAAAGUUUUGAGAUUGGUCGCUAUGGAAAUCAAAUUGAGGAUAUUUCUGAUGAUGACAACGACGACAACGAUGAUGAGGAGGAGGAAGAGGAUAGUCUGAUUGAAAUCAACCUUCCAAGCAACCACUUCUCUGAAUUGACUGAAGAUCCUAAGCAAAAGUUGCAAUCCAAGUUGCCAGAAUUACUGCAAGAUUCCUUAUUCAAGCAGCAAGGCCUAAUGGAGCUCUUAGCAGAAAUUAAUGACAUGAAUGAGGAUGAAAACUUGAUUGAGAUUGAUAUUUCCAUGGGAUCAGGAGUUGGCAUAUUUUGAAGAUGAAUGUGUUCUCAGUGAUUUAUCCUUGUUUACAAUUUUUAUAUUAAACUGCUAAUAUAGAUUUAGUAUUAGUAUGUUAACUCUUUUUCUUCUUGAUGCUGAGGAAGAUUUGUGCUCACCUAUAUUAAGUUAGCAUUUCGAUUCAAUGGGUUCCUUAUCAUUUUUUGUGUCAAGUCCAAAUUGAACUUUAGCGAGUUUAAUUUAACAUAUGCUAAUGCUAGCCUCAAGUUCAUUUGUUAAA